This is a messenger RNA of Rodentolepis nana, 336 nucleotides long. NCBI's taxonomy places the organism in Eukaryota, Metazoa, Platyhelminthes, Cestoda, Cyclophyllidea, Hymenolepididae. The record is from the annotation of a GenBank genome assembly.
AUGAUCAAAAAUAAACUCUCCGUGGUAGCACGUUCACUUUCUUCGGGCUUUAGUUCUCGAGCAAGCGUUGUUUCCAAGGAUGGCGCUAUGAUUAUAUGCUGGCAUCCAAAAAUGGACAUUCCAUAUGAGAAUACUAAGCCCAUCAUUCGUGAUCUCGAAAGUUUGAAGAGACCGUUCUCACCUCUCCGUGUAGAAUUUGAUCACACUUCAAAUCCCACAAUUAAAGAAGUGUCAGAUGCCCUUUGUAAAUCCGCCAGAACCCUCAAACCAAACCGCACAGAGCGUUCAUUCAGCCCGUACCAUUGGGAUGACGAGAUUCUGCGUAGAAGGCUCUAG